This is a messenger RNA of Apaloderma vittatum (bar-tailed trogon), 1131 nucleotides long. It is a transcript of the gene TBC1D20, whose product is annotated as TBC1 domain family, member 20. Gene Ontology annotation, cellular component: endoplasmic reticulum membrane. NCBI's taxonomy places the organism in Eukaryota, Metazoa, Chordata, Aves, Trogoniformes, Trogonidae. The record is from RefSeq and is a predicted model, not a curated record. The transcript is spliced from 7 exons. Gene Ontology annotation, molecular function: GTPase activator activity. Gene Ontology annotation, biological process: endoplasmic reticulum to Golgi vesicle-mediated transport; positive regulation of GTPase activity. The coding region runs from base 79 to 1131 and encodes 350 amino acids.
GCUAAGAAGAAAAGAAAAGUGGCGGAAAUUUAUCAGGCCCUGAACAGCGACCCCAUCGACGUGGCCACGCUCCGGCGGAUGGCGAUCAGCGAGGGGGGGCUCCUGACAGAUGAGAUCCGUUGCAAAGUGUGGCCGAAGCUACUAAGUGUGAAUACAGACGACCUUCCCCCUCUUCCAGGAAAGGAGCUGCGAGAGGACAAUAAAGAUUACCAGCAAGUGUUGCUGGACGUGCGGCGAUCUCUGCGCCGUUUCCCGCCAGGGAUGCCCGAUGACCAGAGGGAGGGUUUGCAGGAGGAGCUCAUCGAUAUUAUCCUCCACGUCCUCAAGCGCAACCCCCAGCUGCACUACUACCAGGGCUACCAUGACAUCGUGGUCACCUUCCUGCUGGUGGUGGGCGACAGACUGGCCACGGCUCUGGUGGAAAAGCUCUCGACGCAUCAUCUCAGGGAUUUUAUGGACCCGACGAUGGAUAACACCAAGCACAUUUUAAAUUACCUGAUGCCCAUCAUAGACCAGGUGAACCCUGACGUGCAUGACUUCAUGCAGAGCGCGGAGGUGGGAACUAUCUUCGCUCUCAGCUGGCUCAUUACCUGGUUCGGGCACGUUUUGUCCGACUUCAGGCACGUCGUGCGAUUAUAUGACUUCUUCCUGGCUUGCCAUCCGCUGAUGCCCAUUUAUUUCGCUGCCGUGAUCGUGCUGUACCGGGAGCAGGAAGUUUUGGACUGCGAGUGCGACAUGGCCUCUGUGCACCACCUCUUGUCCCAGAUCCCACAGGACCUUCCUUACGAGACUCUGAUCAGCAGAGCUGGGGACCUUUUUGUCCAGUUCCCGCCGUCUGAACUUGCCAGGGAGGCAGCUCAGCAGCAGGCUGAACGAACCGCGGCUUCCACUUUUAAGGACUUUGAGUUGGCAUCAGUGCAACAGAGACCGGACACUGUGUUGAGGCAGCGCUUCAGGGAGCGGCUCCGAGGGGAGGAGCGGACAAAAUCCAUCUUGACAAAGCCAAGGACCAACCGUUUUGUCAAGCUGGCGGUGAUGGGGCUGACAGUCGCGCUGGGAGCAGCUGCCCUGGCCGUGGUGAAGAGCGCGCUGGAGUGGGCACCCAAGUUUGAACUGCAGAUUUUCCCCUGA